AAGGCAAUAAAAGUGGGCGACUGACCAGAGAGAUGCGUCACAAGUCGGUCGACAGCCAGCGCACACAUAAGUGAUGGAGCCAUGGAUCUGGAUAUCCUGAAUCAGCACUCGUCCACCUUUCUCUGGAUCGCCAUCUGGGGCACAUGGAGCCUGCUGGCAUCGAACUUCGGGGCUUGUCAGGCGGUUCCGGGCGGAAGCAGCGGGGAGCGCGUCCAUAUACGACUUCACAUGCCGGAUGUGGUGCGUCAGCACACGCAUUUCCACAACGUGUACAAGUUACCCCGGAAAAUCCACCCAGUUCCUAUACCGCCACCCACGACGAUCGCCACGAUGCAUCCGAAAUUCCCGGGAAAACCUCAUGUUCAACUUUUGGGUUAUACAACGGCAGUGGGAAGUUCCGGACCAAUGGCUUCCAAUCUGAUGCAGCUGAUGGGGACGGCAGCCACGCCCACUCUCAUGCCAGCCGCCCCCAACAUGGCGCCCAACUAUGGACCAGCCUUAUUCGAUAACUACAAUCAGGAGUCGGCUUUGAGUGCAACGACUACCACAACGACAAUGAGACCUCAGAUUUUAAACACCUCGAAGCAGCAACAGUUGUUGCAACAAAUCUUCACACCUCAAAAACCUGAAGAUGAGGAUAAUUCUGUAGAGGAUAAUCAAUUGGAGAAUAACUCUUUACUAAACAACAAUUUCCUUGAGGCUCUGCAAAAAGAAUAUCUUUCCAAGUUCGGUGGACGUCGUAAACGCAAGAAAUCUGGUUCAAAAUUUAAAAAUUCAAACAAGAAAUAUUCCACUUACUUUAAGAGUAACCCGGUUUAUUAUCAAGAUGAGGACUUGUCGGAGAACUUUGAAGACUACCAGGAGGAACAGCCUCACAAUGAGGAUUACGAGGAAGUAAUGGUGAUGAGUUCGCCCAACAAAUAUGGAGGCUAUUAUCCUUCAGGAUCGGAGGAAAUGGAUCAGGAUCAUGUCCACGGCUAUGACAGUGCUGUGGCUUUCAGCGGCCAGGAUAAUAGUAUUUCAUCAUCCAUACCAACAAUGGAGGAUUUUCUCGAUGGGGCAAAUAACCCAGUGUCUGCGUAUGGUGGUGGAGGAAACUACGAUCCUUACAGCAACUCGAACGACAUGUUUUCCCAAGCCUGGCAGCCCUCUUCAAACAGCGCCUCAAUAAGCAGCAGUUGGUCGAAACCCACCGCCAAUUCCUAUAAUAAUUCCUCAAAGAAACCAAAAUUGAGACCUGUUAGAUCCAGAGGUCGAACUAAAAUUCGAUAUGUCAAGUUGAUCACGCGAAAGAAACGCAAAAACCACAUUCGAACCAAGAGAUAUCGACCAUAGUCUAAACUUUCACCUGUUUCUAGUUACUU
This is a messenger RNA of Drosophila rhopaloa, 1364 nucleotides long. RefSeq lists its product as uncharacterized. Lineage: Eukaryota; Metazoa; Arthropoda; Insecta; Diptera; Drosophilidae. Bases 82 to 1335 code for a protein of 417 amino acids. The record is from RefSeq and is a predicted model, not a curated record. The transcript is spliced from 2 exons.